UUCCACAUUCCUUAACUUUCUCAAACUAUACAAUUAAUUUAUUUUUCCAAACACAUUAACAUUUGUGUCAUCAUGGAUUCUGGUCUUUGCUUAGUGUCUAGUCUAAACAAUCAAAACAAAGUUCAUCAAAAUCAUUUCUAUGACCCUUCUUGGUUACAAAAACAACGUAAUGUUCCAAUGAACUUUGUUUGGCCAAAAGAGUAUUUAGUGAAUGCAAAUGAAGAAUUUCAAGCACCAUUGAUAGACCUUGAUGGUUUCCUUAAAGGUAACAAAGAGGACACACAAAAUGUUGCAAAACUCAUAUCUAAAGCUUGUUCAACACAUGGGAUUUUUCAAGUCAUUAAUCAUGGUGUUGAUUUGAGUCUCAUUAGUGAUGCUUAUGAUCAAAUGGAUGGUUUUUUUAAGCUUCCAAUUGAUAGAAAACUUAGUGUCCGUAAAGUGAAGGGUUCAAUGUGGGGCUAUUCUGGUGCUCAUGCUGAUAGAUUCUCCUCUAAAUUGCCUUGGAAGGAAACACUUUCUUUUCCAUUUCAUGAUAAUGAUACCUUUGAGCCUGUUGUUACUAACUACUUUGAUUCCACCUUAGGGGAAGAUUUUCAACAAGCUGGUGAGGCAUUCCAGAAGUACUGUGAAGCAAUGAAGAAAUUAGGGAUGAAGGUGAUGGAGAUAUUGGCAAUAAGCUUAGGAGUAGAUAUGUCACAUUAUAAGUACUUAUUUGAAGAUGGUUGUUCUAUCAUGAGAUGCAACUAUUAUCCAUCAUGCCAAGAACCAAGUGUUGCCUUAGGGACAGGACCACAUUGUGACCCAACAACAUUGACAAUACUUCAUCAAGAUCAAGUUGGAGGUCUUGAUGUCUUUGCUGACAAGAGAUGGCAAACGGUUACACCUCGUUCUGAUGCCUUUGUUGUUAACAUUGGUGAUACUUUUACGGCAUUAUCAAAUGGGAGAUACAAGAGUUGCUUGCAUAGGGCAGUGGUUAAUAGAUACAAAGAAAGGAGGUCCUUGGCAUUCUUUCUGUGCCCUAAAGAUGACAAAAUGUUAAGACCCCCACAAGAUAUUGUGAGUAGAGAUGGGACAAAACAAUAUCCUGAAUUCACAUGGUCACAAUUGCUUCAAUUCACACAAAAUUACUAUAGAGCUGACGAAGCUACCCUUCAAAACUUCAUCAAGUGGUUGAAAUGUUCCAAAACUACAAACCAUUUACCUUAAUUUACCAAACAAAUUGUUUUGGUUUUUGCCUAUUGAGGUUGGUUGAUUGAGAUACAUUCCUUAUCGUAUUCAUUAUUGUUACCUAUAGCUCCAUUUAUUGAAUUGAGCAUAUGGACCUUUUUGUUUAUGCAACUUGAUUUUCAUUUCAUUUCUUAUGGCCCAUUGAGAUUAUUAAAUU
Messenger RNA from Trifolium pratense (red clover), 1384 nucleotides. RefSeq names its product gibberellin 20 oxidase 1-D-like. Gene Ontology annotation, molecular function: gibberellin 20-oxidase activity. The record is from RefSeq and is a predicted model, not a curated record. The transcript has 3 exons. Gene Ontology annotation, biological process: unidimensional cell growth; response to light stimulus; flower development. Bases 73 to 1206 code for a protein of 377 amino acids. Lineage: Eukaryota; Viridiplantae; Streptophyta; Magnoliopsida; Fabales; Fabaceae.